Podospora anserina S mat+ is the source of this 2928-nucleotide messenger RNA. RefSeq lists its product as uncharacterized. Bases 1 to 2928 code for a protein of 975 amino acids. NCBI's taxonomy places the organism in Eukaryota, Fungi, Ascomycota, Sordariomycetes, Sordariales, Podosporaceae. The transcript is spliced from 2 exons. The record is from RefSeq and is a predicted model, not a curated record. Gene Ontology annotation, molecular function: DNA binding. Gene Ontology annotation, biological process: regulation of DNA-templated transcription.
AUGGCCCCGACCAAACCCAUCGUUGAGCAUACCGUCGACCGAACCCCCGAAUAUGAAAAGUUCCUCGAGGAGCUUCGCGACUUCCAUGAGAAGCGCGGGACCCAUCUUGACCCCGAGCCCAAGAUGGGAAACCUGAGUGUCGACCUGUACAAGCUGUUCAACUACAUCGUGCAAAAUGGUGGCUAUGACAAGGUCUCGGAUGAGAAGCUGAUGUGGCGGAAGAUGUGCGAAGGGUUGGGACUCAUGCGACACAACGCCCCGGCCGACGCGUAUACGUUGAAACAAAUAUUCUACAAGAACCUUGCCGCCUUCGAGAUCAAGAAAAUCCACAACAAGGAGCCUCCUCCGCCAGAGAUCCUCGAAUUUACGACUGCCAAGGGAGGAUCGCUACUGACACGCACAUUGGAGAACUUUGUCGCAAAGGGGAGAAACGAUAGGGAGGAUUCUGAGGAUGGAAGUACGCCGGGCAGAGAGCGUCCUGUCGCCGAGACUCCUGCAUCAGGCCGCGCCUCCCGAGGCCUCAGGGAAGCUCCUGCACCGAGGGUUAUUUUCCAUCCCGACACCAAUUCCUCACGCCAGACCCGUCACGCAUCUGGAGCGCAGCAAAUAGGUACCCCCUCGUCCAACUCCCACUCUCACAACAACUCUGCGAUUGCUCAAAAUCCUGGAAACUCCCACCGUGGCGCAUAUGUUUUCAACCCUCCAGGGCCCGACAUGAACAAUCCCAUCGUUCAGGGCUUUGUGCCCCAGCCUGUCCAGCAGAUGCCGUUGCGUAUCGUCGACACCCCCUCCAGCAACCCGGAGCUGUUUGCCAGGAAACAACGACUCCUGAAGCAGCCACCAGUCGCUGCCCCUAAUCCGGGGAUGCUUGUAAGAGCUUGUCUACCACCUGGAGCUUUGGAUGGGCCCAACAUCUACGAGCGUUGUCUCUUGUCGCUUCGGUCAGGCAUCCGGUCAGAACAGGCGUUUGGCUGUCAUCAUCUCCUCAAAAUCUCACACGAGCGUGGUGAUAAAUACAAGUUCUCUCAGUUCUGUGGUCUCGCUGAGGGCUUGACGGAGCUUGCUCUUAGUAUUGGUGGCAUGAUUUACCAUGUCAACUGGACAGUUUCCUACGACCCCGAUUCCGACAACACCGACAUUGGUGAGCUGGAUGGUCUCGAGGGCACCCCAGAUAUCCUGGAACGAAUUGCCCAGCUCAAGCGUCGGAAGGAUGUCGACGACAACAUUCUUCCCGCCGAAUUCCGCGACCAGCUCACGCUGGUUUUGGAGGCGACACAGACCAUCCGCAACAUGGUCAACAUGCCGGACAAUGCCUACUUUAUGUCCGAGUACCCUCCAGUCAAGGACCUCCUCUGCGUCAUUCUCAAUUUGCCAGAACUGGAGUGCGUCGUGGAGUUGAAGCAUCUCGCUCUCGAAAUCGCCGAAUCGAUUCUCCCUUACCUUGUCCUCAGAUCAGACGACCCUCUGUAUCAGUCACUACUUGCGAAACUCGAGUCGGACGAUCGGGGUGUGAUAUUGACUGCCCUGAAGGCGCUCAACAAAAUCGCACUAAACCACCCAAUCGAGACGAACAGACUCGGCAAUGUCCCUCCUUCGGUCCUCCAGCGUAUCAUGGACUGGCUUCUCCUCAACGACGAGGACCUGCUGGACAUUACCACCGAUUUCCUCUACCAGUACACAGCCGUAGUCGAGAACCUUGACACGAUGCUCAAGCACAUCAAGAUAGAGCAUCUCGUCACGCACCUCGUCCGACUGCUCUCCCACGGCGCCAAGCGAUCAACGCGGGAGCUGAUUGUCAGCGAGGCGCGUCUUGCCUACGACCCCCCCAACGAGACGGUCGUUCCUACACCGAAGGACCUGUUGGAGAAGCUUCUUGCCAUUGAAGAACCGGAGCGCUGCUACGCCUGGAUCCGGUGUUUCUUUGAGGAAGACCCCGACUCCAACAUCACCCAGCUUGCGAUCUGGCAGGCGUACAACACGGAAUUCCUCGAACCCCUCAAGCGGAAGGGCCGUAGCAUGAUCAGCGCGCCAGAAUUUAUCAAGAGCAUCACGAGCGUUUAUGAAUCGGCCGGGGCCCAGAUUGUGCACGAGCAGGGGCCGGGAGGGCAGUCUCAGCAGAAGUACCUGAUUAGGGGCAUCAGGCCAAGACGGUACCCCAUCAGCCCAGACGGGAGGGGGUAUUUCCAGUGUCAACUUCCUGCUCCUCAUGGCAAACCCCCCGGGGGAGCCAAAUGCGGCGCGUGGAAUCUCACAGCAGAGAAGAUGUGGGAUCACAUUGUUGCCGAACAUUUAGGUGACAGCGUCUCCCGCACUGAAGAUGGGAAGUUGGUCAACAAGGAAGGGAUGUUUUCCUGCGCUUGGAACAACUGCCAGAAAUUCCCCCGCCCCACAGAGAUGUUCCUCGUUCAGUACAUGGCUCACCUCAAAACCCACCUCCGCAGCGAGGAGAUCCGACACGCGGCCAAGCCAUCGGAGAUUUCUCCUUUGGCCCCCCUACCGCCCCCCCCUCCGUCCCCGACCUCGACCACUAACAGAUCCAGGAGUGGGAGUUUCUCUUCGUCUUCUUCAAAGUCGAGGGUUGUCAGGCCGGCGAAGACGGUAACGAUCACGAUUGAGGAGACGGCGAGCGCGAAGGAUGAACGGAACCCGAAUGCGCCGGCGCAGGCGGCGGGGGUGCCGCUUAGCGCGGUUUUGAUUCUGAGGAAUAUUGCGCAGUAUGUCCCGAGGACGGAGGCGGAGGCGGAGUUGAGGAGGAGGAAGAAUGAGGGGGAGGAGGGUGAAGGUUGGAACGAGAUUUUGUUUAGGCCUGUGAUGGGGAGGUUGUGGGAGGUUUUUACCGAGAAUAGGCUGCUGACGCCGCAUUUGGCGGGGUUGUUUGGGCUUUUGGAGGAGAGGCAGCAGGUUAGGAGGUUUGUGGUGGAGGAGUAA